Messenger RNA from Pelobates fuscus (common spadefoot toad), 628 nucleotides. Its product is annotated as transmembrane protein 128-like. NCBI's taxonomy places the organism in Eukaryota, Metazoa, Chordata, Amphibia, Anura, Pelobatidae. The transcript has a single exon. The coding region runs from base 9 to 506 and encodes 165 amino acids. The record is from RefSeq and is a predicted model, not a curated record.
AUGCCUAGAUGGCGGCGCUGUUAGAAGACAGGGAGCUGCAGGGAAUCAGACAUCGUUUUCACCUGCAGGCGGAGGCUCUGCUCCGGGAGACAAGGAGCAGGGAGCCCGUAGAUAUUUAUGAUGAUGAAAAGAAAGAGGAGAAGCCACUCCCCAGACUCAAUUUUCAUUCUGUGUUCUGGAUAUUGGCAGCUGCUUCACUCACGUACUAUGUUGAUUUUGUUCAAGAUACUUUACAAGAAGGCUGUUGGUGGUUUUACACUGGGACUUUUACGCUAGCUGCCAGUUUAUCCAUUGCAUUGUAUUGCAUCCUUUAUCUGGAAUGGCAUUGUGGGUUCAGUGAUUACGAUACCAGGUAUCCUGCAUUAGUUCCCAUCGCGAUAACUACUUUUAUAGCCACAGCGAUCUGCUACAGUGUUUCCCUAUGGUCAACCUGGUCAUUUUUUACUCCGUUGUUACUUUUUACUCAAUUUAUGGGAGUUGUGAUGCUGGUUUCUCUACCAGGUUGAACCCAUGAAGUUACUUACGUACUGAUGAAGACUUGGAGUGGAGAUGCAGUCUGCUUUUUGUUAAGCUUUCUAUCACAGAUACAUACUUGGCAUGGCAUGAAAAGGACUAGAAUUUUGUGAAU